Messenger RNA from Trichoplax adhaerens, 348 nucleotides. RefSeq lists its product as uncharacterized. NCBI's taxonomy places the organism in Eukaryota, Metazoa, Placozoa, Uniplacotomia, Trichoplacea, Trichoplacidae. The transcript has 2 exons. Gene Ontology annotation, molecular function: zinc ion transmembrane transporter activity. Gene Ontology annotation, cellular component: membrane. Gene Ontology annotation, biological process: intracellular zinc ion homeostasis; zinc ion import across plasma membrane. The annotation marks the transcript as partial. The record is from RefSeq and is a predicted model, not a curated record.
CUGACUGCUGUAGGAAUUAUGGUGGUCGUCGGAGACGGCUUACACAAUUUUACUGAUGGAAUAGCCAUCGGCGCCUCUUUUAAAUCAUCCCUUUCGCUUGGGCUAAGCACAUCUGUCGCUGUUUUCUGCCACGAAUUACCACAAGAAUUAGGUGAUUUUGCUAUUUUGUAUGCAAGUGGAAUGGGAUGGAAGAGAGCUUUGAUUUAUAAUCUAAUAUCAGCUUUGCCAUGUUACAUUGGAGCAAUAAUUGGUAUCUUUGCUGCCUCUACAGAUAUUGCUCGUCAAUAUAUGUUUGCAGUAACGGCUGGAUUAUUUUUAUACAUAGCUUUGGUAGAUCUUGUAAGUUAA